Anopheles coluzzii is the source of this 3044-nucleotide messenger RNA. RefSeq lists its product as uncharacterized. The transcript is spliced from 6 exons. NCBI's taxonomy places the organism in Eukaryota, Metazoa, Arthropoda, Insecta, Diptera, Culicidae. The record is from RefSeq and is a predicted model, not a curated record. The coding region runs from base 753 to 1754 and encodes 333 amino acids.
AAUCGGCUAAAGGGGCAAAGGGCUCUAGAGCGUGCUUUUGUUACGCUUCGGUUCCUCUCGGAGAGGGACAAAACACGCCACUGCCUACUACUGUUUCGUUCUUGCGCCCAUUCGCAUUGGGUCGCAUUCGCUCCAGCUGACACGCAUCGCGAGUAUGUGUGUGGGAGUUUAUGACGCGGCCGUAGAACCAAAUCGCGAGCGCGCGCGUGAGAGCGAGAAUUAUGCUCACUUUCCACAGAAGGGGCCCGAAGUCGGCCACAUCGGCCACCCGAAUGCCGAGGAGCUGCGAGUUGCGUGCGGUACCGUUCAACUUCAUCACAAUUGCUCUGACUUUGCCUGUGGUCGCCCGUGUCUCGGGGACAUUGGAUGUGGCUUCCCGUAUUCGCGUUGGUGGAAGACAGUUUCGCGUUUCGGUUCUAAUUAGCGGGUUCGAUUCACCUAAAAAAGUUCGAUUCGACACAGGAUUCUGAAUGCAAGCGCGUAAAGUGGUAUUUAAAACGGACAAGUGCAAUAUUCUGUAAAAGAAACGACAGUGUGCUAGCGUGGAAAUGUCAAACUGAACUCCGAUCCCGAGUGAGUUAACAACGCCUACUGUGACCUCCGUAAACUCGCGAUGGAUCGGCCGAAUCGCACUCGAAGGCAACGAGUGAUUUUCCGAAGGAUUAUGUGAUGAUGAUGUUGAAGAUGAUGACCAAUGAUUAACCGAUCCUCGAUAUUUGUACCAAGACACAUACAAGUAGUGUGGCGUUAUUAUGUAUGAACAACAAUUGCCGGUGUCGAUCGCUGAUUGGUUUGCUUUCCCAAUGGUGAUGCACGCUACUACUGCCAGCUGCAAAAAGUAUGGAGUGUUGAUUUUAUGGAUCAUUUUUCUGCUGUCGAUCAUUGAAGACUAUGCGCUGGCCAUUAAGCUGACCGAAGUGCGAGUUCCCAAACACGCAAUCCGAGGUCAGGACGUCAAGCUCGAGUGCCACUAUGAUAUGGAAGGUGAAGCCCUGUACUCCGUAAAGUGGUACAAGGAUGGGCGAGAGUUUUAUCGCUACGUGCCACGGGACGAUCCUCCGCAACAGACCUUCCCAGUGGAAGGUAUUACGGUGAAUGUGCAAAACUCUACCAACAGUCACGUGAUGCUGGAGUCCAUCAACUUGUUCUCUAGUGGCAAAUAUCGGUGCGAAGCAUCGGCGGAAGCGCCUUCCUUUCAAACCGUCGCCGAGAACGGCGAAAUGAUGGUGGUCGUGCUACCAGAGUCGGAUCCCUUCAUAUCCGGGGGAAGGCCUCGCUACCAGAUCGGUGAUCAUGUGCGGGUCAAUUGCACUUCGGCACGAUCCAAACCAGCUGUCCAGCUGGCGUGGUACAUCAACAGUGAACUGGCCGAUCCGGCGUACGUUCAACACUAUCCAACAAUAGUUUCUCUCGCUCCGGAUCAUCUAGAGACUUCAAUAUUGGGGUUGGAAUUUCGUAUCAAGCCCAAACAUUUCCGCCGAGGGGACCUGAAGCUAAAGUGCCUCGCUACCAUAUCAACCGUCUACUGGAAAAGCAAUGAGGAAAGCAUGGAAAGCGACAGGCCCCAAAAGGCUCCCAUUCUUGAGUCGCGCAAAUCCGGCCUCUCUACUGCUAGCCGGGCGGAUAGAGUACAAGCAAACAACGGAGUUUCCUCGCAUCAAGUCCCUGCCCAAACCUCUCUGGCAACCAUCAUCAUCCUAAGCGUUUGGUUCACUCUGCUUAACACAGUCCAAAUCUGCUUCAGUGCACGGUAACUGUACUUACAUACCACCCAAAUCAAACCAAACGGUUAAUUGUUUCAGAUGCAGAAACAAUUCACUCUGCGUUCUGUACUCACAAUGGCACAAUGAAUUUGCAGACAGUUGCUGAUACGCAAGAAGCAGUUCAAAGCAGUUCCUUACAGAAUCCCAGGAAGGUGGGUGUUAUCGUUCUUAUGAGUAAAAUUUACAUUUAAAAUCCACUGCCUUGCAUAGCGAGAAACUCUGCCAACACUCUCCCAAUAUCUUGGUCCAUCAUAUUGUACAUAAGCAGCAGCACACACACAAACAUCUACUGCACGUACUUCUUCAGCUUUAAAGUGAAAUCUAUUCCAUUACACCCCCGUGUUAAUGGGUCGAGAGAGGAAAACAAAAAUAUUAUGAAAAACUUGUGUCACACAAGCUCAAAGGUGAGGUGUAUAUUCAGGUUGUAUCGUACCGCAAAGACUUGUCGGAGGUAAGAAUGUCUAGAAGAGUGCUACCGGAAUCGUUUCACGAUCGGAAUGCCAAAUGUAUUUAUGAAAAUCAGUUGAAUGUAAGAAACGCGUAACAAAGAGUAAUGAUAAUAUAGAACAAAACCAACUUUGUCUCAUUUCUCAACAGCACCAGUGAAAGAUGAACUUUCUACUGAUAUAUCACAAUGCUAUCAUUAAAUUACUGUUACAAUAAACAACGCAAAAUCCAAACAAAGAUCAUUUCCUAUCCAGAUUGUACCAUUGUACUGCCCAGUUGCAGGGUAAAAAAUGUAAUGCAAAACACCUUUGUUUGAAAAGGUUUUGCUGAAUUUGAAUGUAUUAUAUUGUCUGUUUUGUAAAAUAAAAACUAUUUUUACGUAGAAAAGCUAUAGUUUGUGAAUGCAUCGAUAAAUCUUCCAUCUGUAAAAGAGAAAGAGCAGAUAUGUAUUUGACAAAAAUUGGGACUAUUUAGAACUGUUGCUUCAGAGUAUCGUUUAAGGAGCAUAUACGUGGUAAUAGUUCAUUCCACGUCCACCGUUUUGUGCGACACUUUGAAGCAGCUUUUCUUUGGACCUCCAGAAUGUGGUAAGUAAUUUAGAUUAGUACAGUGGUCAAUUAGCGUCCUUUCGGAUAAACUUUAUCAAACUUAUUUCUCUAAAACGAUUUAGGACUGAAUGAUUAGACGUAUUUUUUAUUAGGCUACCUUACACUUCAUGCGACAUUAUCUCUCUACAAUCGCACAAGGACAAUUUGGAGACUGUGGCUCGUAAGAGUGUCUAUAUGUAUAGAAAUUAUAGAGAAACAAUACUAUAACACCAUCGUUUUUUUUUUU